This is a messenger RNA of Rubroshorea leprosula, 4997 nucleotides long. The record is from the annotation of a GenBank genome assembly. NCBI's taxonomy places the organism in Eukaryota, Viridiplantae, Streptophyta, Magnoliopsida, Malvales, Dipterocarpaceae.
GUUAAAACACACCACGAACCUUCACUGCAAUUUUCCUCCGUUUUCCCACUCACUUUCCCUCUCUCCAAACGUUUAAGGGUUAGAGUUGGGAGUGUUCUGAGUUGCAGUUCAUCUGGCCCUGAAGAUGGUUAUGUAUUCAGAGCGGGGUACAUACUGUUGAUCUUAUGCUAAUAAGAAUAUGGAAUAGCAAGAGUUUAAGGCUGAGAUUCAUGUGUAGUGCUGGGUCUUUGCAGCCAUUAGGUGAUGGUCAGCUAAUGUGGAUGGUAAUGCAUUGUUUGCUGAUGCACAGGCGAGUUUGCUGGUUUGUUGUGUUUGUGCAUCUUUAUACAUCUGCUCUUUCCUUUAGUUUGAAGCAGUAUACAGGUGGAGGAAUUGAGUUAGGGAACCAUUUGUUUGAAUCGAGAUUAGUUUUAAGUAAUGAUUCUAGAAGUGACCCAUUUAUCCUUCUAUCUCCAUCAAGUUAUUUUUCGUCUUGUGAGGACUUGGGAGGUGUUGGAUCCUUUAAUACUACUUGCUUGAUAAACUCAAACUUGUAUUUGAACUCUGAUCUUGAAGUUUAUGGUACUGGAAACUUGGAGAUACUGCCCCAUGUUUCAAUCAAGUGUCCGCUAGAUGGUUGUGCUAUUACCUUCAAUAUGUCUGGCAGUGUUAAUUUGGGUCAACAUGUGACUAUUAUUGCUGGCUCAGUAGCUAUUGCUGCUGCCAAUUUGACUGUGGAGUACAAUUCUUCUAUUGACACAACAUCCUUGGGUGGUUCUCCACCUCCUCAAACCAGUGGUACACCAGUUGGCAAUGACGGAGCAGGUGGAGGACAUGGUGGCAGGGGAGCUUCCUGUUUGAAAAAUAACAAGACAAACUAUUGGGGAGGUGAUGUUUAUGCUUGGUCAACUUUGUCCAAUCCAUGGAGUUACGGGAGUAAGGGUGGUGGCACCUCUGGUCAAAACCAAUUUGGAGGAAAUGGUGGGGGACGUGUUAAACUUAUAGUGAAAGACAUGCUUUAUCUAAAUGGAUCAGUAACUGCUGAAGGUGGGGAUGGAGGACUAAAAGGGGGAGGUGGCUCUGGUGGAAGUAUCUCCAUAAAAGCCAUAAAGCUGAAGGGAUAUGGUACCAUGAGUGCAGCAGGUGGAAGGGGCUGGGGUGGAGGUGGUGGUGGAAGGAUAUCCCUGGAUUGUUACAGCAUACAAGAAGACGUAAAAGUUAUCGUGCAUGGUGGUUUCAGUAUUGGUUGUCCUGGGAAUUCUGGAGCAGCUGGUACAUAUUUUAAUGCAUAUUUACUGAGUCUAAGAGUUGGCAAUGAUAAUGUCACAACAGAGACAGAAACACCAUUGCUUGAUUUUCCUACUAGCCCUCUUUGGUCCAAUGUUUUUGUGGAGAAUAAUGCAAAAGCCUUGGUUCCUUUGCUUUGGAGCAGAGUUCAGGUGAGAGGCCAAAUUAGUUUGUAUCGUGGAGGCACAGUUGUCUUUGGAUUGUCAGCAUAUCCUGUAUCAGAAUUUGAGCUGGUUGCAGAAGAGCUUUUAAUGAGUGAUUCCAUCAUAAAGGUAUAUGGUGCAUUCAGGGUCUAUACCAAAAUGUUACUCAUGUGGAACUCCAAAAUUCUAAUAGAUGGUGUUGGAAAUACGGUUGUAACUGCAUCUGUCCUUGAAGUAAGGAAUCUGGUUGUUCUAAGGGAGAAUUCUGUUAUUAGUUCAAACACAAACUUGGGUGUAUAUGGCCAAGGACUGUUAAAGUUGACUGGCCAUGGUGAUGCAAUCAAAGGCCAGCGUUUGUCCUUGUCUUUGUUUUAUAAUAUAACUGUUGGACCUGGUUCUCUACUUCAAGCUCCAUUGGAUGAUGAUACAAGCAGGAGUGUGGUUACAAAGCCCCUUUGUGAGACACAGGCAUGUCCAAUAGAUUUGAUAACUCCUCCAGAUGAUUGUCAUGUUAAUUACACGCUGUCCUUCUCUCUUCAGAUUUGCCGGGUUGAGGACCUUCUUGUAAAUGGAAUUAUGAAGGGAAGUAUAAUUCAUAUUCAUAGGGCAAGAACUGUCAUCAUUGACGCUGAUGGUUUGAUUACUGCAUCUGAAUUAGGUUGCAGCAAAGGUAUUGGAAAGGGAAAUUACUCUAAUGGAGCUGGUAGUGGUGCUGGGCAUGGUGGGCGAGGGGGUGCUGGAUGUUUCAAUGGGUUGGUUAGCAAUGGUGGUGAUGAAUAUGGGGAUGCUGAUCUUCCCUGUGAGUUAGGAAGUGGAACUGAGGGCCCCAAUUCAUCUUAUGGCCGUGUAUUUGGAGGGGGAAUGAUUGUGAUGGGUUCCACCCAAUGGCCAUUGUUAAGGCUUGGCAUUUAUGGAUCUUUAAGGGCUGAUGGACAAAGCUUUGGUAAAGAAACCAUGAAUGGUAAUGGAUCUUUGGUUGGUGGACUUGGUGGAGGUUCUGGUGGGACAGUACUUCUUUUCCUUCAAGAGCUUAUGCUGGCAGAGAAUUCAUCUUUAUCUGUCAGUGGGGGCAGUGGUGGUCCUCGUGGAGGUGGGGGUGGUGGAGGUGGAAGAGUGCAUUUCCAUUGGUCCAAUAUAGGCAUUGGGGAGGAGUAUGUUCCAUUUGCUAGCAUAAGUGGCUUGAUUAAUAAUAGUGGAGGUGCUGGGAACCAAGGUGGACUUUUUGGGGAUGAGGGCACAGUUACUGGGAAAAAAUGUCCAGAAGGCCUCUAUGGUACUUUUUGCAAGGAAUGCCCCAUUGGCACUUACAAAAAUGUUGAGGGAUCUGAUGAAGAUCUUUGCACUCCUUGCCCUCUUGAGCACCUUCCAAAUCGAGCUUUUUUCAUAUAUGAACGAGGGGGAGUCAGAAAGCUAUUUUGUCCUUAUAAAUGUAUAUCAGAAAAGUAUAGGAUGCCAAAUUGUUAUACGCCUCUUGAGGAGCUGAUCUAUACAUUUGGAGGUCCCUGGCCUUUUGCGCUUCUUCUGUCUGGCAUUUUGGUUCUUCUAGCUUUAUUCUUAAGUACUUUAAGAAUCAAACUGGUUCAGUCACAUUCUUGUGGUGCAAAUAUUGGACGCCAGAGUAGUCAUUUUUCUCCACACCUUCUUUCUCUAUCAGAGGUGCAAGGAACCCGAGCUGAAGAAAGUCAGAGCCAUGUCUACAGAAUGUACUUCAUGGGUCCUAAUACAUUUAGAGAACCAUGGCAUCUUCCUUAUUCUCCUCCUGAUGCAAUAAUUGAGAUUGUGUAUGAAGAUGCUUUUAACAGAUUCAUCGAUGAGAUCAACUCAGUUGCUGCCUACGAUUGGUGGGAGGGUUCAGUUCACAGCAUACUUUCAGUGCUUGCAUAUCCUUUUGCCUGGUCCUGGAAACAAUGGCGUCGGAGAAAUAAAAUUCAGCGGCUUAAGGAAUAUGUCAAAUCUGAAUAUGACCAUUCAUGUCUCCGUUCUUGCAGAUCACGAGCUCUAUAUAAAGGGAUGAAGGUUGGGGCAACUCCUGAUUUGAUGGUUGCAUAUAUUGAUUUUUUCCUUGGUGGGGAUGAAAAGCGAGUAGAAAUGGUAUCAUAUAUACAGAAAAGAUUCCCCAUGUGCAUAAUAUUUGGUGGUAAUGGAAGCUAUAUGUCACCAUACAAUCUUCACAGUGAUACAUUGCUGGCUAAUCUUCUUGGCCAGCACAUUCCACCAACUGUUUGGAAUCGCUUUGUGGCUGGUCUGAAUGCUCAGUUGAGGACUGUGAGACAUGGAUCUAUACGUUCUGCACUAGUUCCUGUUAUGAACUGGAUAAAUAGUCAUGGAAAUCCCCAACUUGAGUUCCAUAGUGUGAAGAUUGAGCUAGGAUGGUUCCAAGCCACAGCUUCUGGUUACUAUCAACUUGGUAUCUUAGUAGUGGUUGGUGACUAUACUAUCCAUAAUGUUCACCAUCCUGAUUUGGUAGAUAGAAGCCACAGUGAAUGUCUAAGGAAAGAUGCUGCAUCUCUAGGAAAAAGCCUUAAGCAGCACCAGCAAAGUUUGCCAUAUUCAAGCCAUGCUUUAUCUCGUAAAAAGAUAACUGGGGGAAUUAAUGGAUGUCUUAUUAAUGAUGCUACCUUGAGAUCUAUGGAUUUCAAAAGGGAUUUUCUUUUUCCAUUUUCCCUUUUAUUGCACAAUACCAGACCUGUUGGUCGUCAGGAUACCUUUCAGCUCCUGAUUACCAUCAUGCUCUUGGCAGAUCUCUCAGUAACCCUUCUUACCUUGCUUCAGUUCUAUUGGAUUUCUCUGGGGGCAUUCCUUGCAAUCCUGCUUAUUCUUCCUCUAUCACUUCUUUCACCCUUCCCAGCGGGUUUGAAUGCCUUGUUUAGUAAAGAACCUCGGAGAAGUUCACUAGCUCGUGUUUAUGCCUUAUGGAAUGCUACAUCUUUUUCAAAUAUAGUUGUGGCUUUCUUUUGUGGCAUUUUUCACUAUGGAUUUUCCUCUUUCCAUCCACCUGACAACACUAGAAGGGAGGAUGACCAGUGGUGGCUCUUGCCAACAAUUCUCCUGCUAUUUAAGUCAAUACAAGCUCGUUUUGUUGAUUGGCACAUUGCUAAUCUGGAAAUCCAAGAUUUUUCCCUCUACUGUCCAGAUCCAGAUGCUUUUUGGGCACACGAACCCUGUUCAUAGCACAAGCAUCUCUAUUAACUUAUUAAGCCAAGGAGAUAUCAAGUUAAGGCCUUACCCUCUGCUUUGGCUUCGGCAGCUGUUUUCCCAUGUACAUUUGUUCAAAUUUGUACAAAGCAUUGAGUAUAGAUAUUCCGUUUGCCAUCUGUGUAAGUAUAGUGACACAAGCAUUGAGUUAUGGAGAUAGCUCAGCUGUGUAUUAUUUACUGUAAACUACAGCAGAAUGCAUUGAUUUAUUUUCACAUAUAGAAGGCUCCAGGUCUGUUUGCCUGCGUGGGUAAAGUAUGCCAUUUGCAAAAGGCAGAGAGCUGUUAAUCUACUCCCUUUGUAAAACAGUGUCUAAUUCUGAGAGAGAGAGAGAGAGAGACUGUUGAUCUUUUGAAUUGAAGAUCUAAAUUCUAAUAACAUCAAUGAUCUUAC